AUGGAGCUGAAAAGUUUGGAAAAUUCACUGAAAAACAUCGAUAAAAUCACAAAAAGCAAGCAAAGUUUUAUCAAGGCAAAGCAGCAGGAUUAUGACAAACUCGUGGAAGCUGCAAAGGAUCUCACGGAUUUUGCGAUUGGGCAGGAAAAGAGUGGAUUAAUCUCUCUUGUGGUUGAUAAUCUCGAUCAGGAGCAGAUUUUCCAGCAAAUUGAGAUAAAUAAUGAAGCUGUUCUUCCGGAAUUUGUCGAAGUAUGCGGGAGACUUCUUCGGAAAUCCUUGGCAUAUAAUGAGGAGGAAGAGGAAGAGUUAGAAAAUGGUCAGGAUGAAGAGGAAGAUAUAGAGGGAAAAGAAGAACAAGAUGGAGAGGAGGCUGAAGAUGAAGAAAGUGAAUUAGAUGAGGAAGAAGCUGAAGGCGAAGGAAGUGAGCAGGAUGAGGAAAAAGCAUUCCUGGAGAAUUCAAAAAGUUUUCUCAAUGAUGAAGAAGAUUCAGGAAGUGAAGAUGAUGACGCGGAAGAGGGUGAAGAAAGUCAGGAGAAAACAGACCGAGAAAAUGGCCCAAAAUCAACCUUUGAGGAAGUUUCGGAUAAACUCAAGGAGAAGAUCUCAGAGAUGGAGGAAGAAGCUCUCCAGGGGAGAUCGUGGCAAAUGAAGGGUGAGAUCACAGGGGCAAAGCGUGAAAAGAAUGCCCUUCUUGAGGAAGUUCUGGAAUUCGAUCUGGGUGCCCGUCCACAGCCACAGAUCACGGAGAAAACAUCCAAAAGUCUCGAAGGUAUCAUCCUGCAGAGAAUUCAGUCCAAAUGUUAUGACAACGUUGUCCGGAAGGUACGUGUGGACACUGAACAGAGAUUCUCCAAGGAAUUGGUGCUUGAUCACACGAAAAGUUCCGUUCCGCUUAGUGAGUUGUAUGAGAAAUCCUACAUGAAGCAAAUUUCCGGAGACAAGAAUGCCGAAGAGGAGGAUAAGCAAGCGCCACAGAAGAAGGAAAUCACAAAGAUGCUGAAUACGCUCUUUGGGAAGCUCGAUGCCCUCUCAAACUUCUACCACACCCUCAAUCGUGACGGAAAGGAGCUCAAGAUCAUCUCUAGUGAUCCCGUAACAGCUGAAGAUUGUCUCGUACCCGAAUCUGCCAAUGAUGCUCAGCUCAUGGCGCCUCCGGAAGACACCGUAGAGGGGAAAAAGAAGAAAAAACGGAAGAUUUUCAACAAGCCCGACGCACCGGUUGGGAAGUUCAAACGCCUAAAAGAGGAGAAAGUGAAGAAGCGCAAAAUCACAGACCUCAUCCCACUGGAGGAUGCCCUCAAGACCACCAAGAAGAAGAAAGUAAAAUAA
Messenger RNA from Lutzomyia longipalpis, 1329 nucleotides. Its product is annotated as U3 small nucleolar ribonucleoprotein protein MPP10. Gene Ontology annotation, cellular component: sno(s)RNA-containing ribonucleoprotein complex; small-subunit processome; nucleus. Lineage: Eukaryota; Metazoa; Arthropoda; Insecta; Diptera; Psychodidae. Gene Ontology annotation, biological process: rRNA processing. The coding region runs from base 1 to 1329 and encodes 442 amino acids. The record is from RefSeq and is a predicted model, not a curated record. The transcript has 2 exons.